AUGUCAAAGAAAACCCUCUUAGCAAUGCUGAUAAAGUGUGGAGGUAAGGCAAUUUAUAAAAGAAGGAAAUAUAUGUAAACAUGGACUAGAUGACCUUAGUGGCAGGGUAAUUUUUGUAAUUACCAUACUUAGGUGUCCAACUAGUUCUAAUAAUCAGAUCAGGAGGUAAACUGAAAAAUAACUCAAUUUUAUGAUAUUUUGUAUCAUUAGCCAUGUUGGUACAAUUAGUACAUAACUGCAUUGCAGUUAUAUGUAUUGAAGAUUACUAUCAAAGGACGAAUAUUGGUGUUGUACCAUUGCUACAUUAAACGGGAUGUCAUUUAGCAUAUUUUUUUGUUCUUUACAGAAGGUGAAUGUGGUGAUACUGUGGUGAAAAAACCAAAUGCAGCAAUCCCACACAGUUUUAUCAACAUAAUCCACAACUUGCAAGUAUCUGCAAACAUUACAUUGGAAGAUGCAGUGAAGCAAGUCAGGAAUAAUUUGGUUCCAGUGGACUAUACUCCAUAUCCAUUCAAAAAGGAUACAGAAAAAUAUUUUCUUGAUAUGCUGAGGAGCUUGGUUGCAACAUGCAUAUACAGAGAUAAGAUCAAAUUGGAGGGUACAAAAGCUGGACCCCCUCAUCUGGACCCCCUUCUGGACCCCCUUCUGGACCUCUCAGAAUAUAAAAUAAAUUCAAAAUAG
Molecule: messenger RNA, 681 nt
Organism: Paramuricea clavata
Lineage: Eukaryota; Metazoa; Cnidaria; Anthozoa; Malacalcyonacea; Plexauridae
Source: the annotation of a GenBank genome assembly